AUGGUUAGAAGUCAGUUGUUGCAUUGGCAAAUAAUCUAUCUCAUUUGCAGCUGUUUUUGGACAGAUCGUGUUAUAGCUAAUCUAUACUAUCCGAACUUUUCGAGGCUAUCUGAAAACAAAGUAGAUAAUGAACGAACUCCUUGUGGUACAAAUGAAGUACCAUAUUUUCGGUCAAUCAGAUCACCAAUAUUAAUUAAUAAUGAGGAUUACGAUAGUUUUGCUUACCCAUUAUCGUCUCGUUCAGCUGCAAUGAUAUCAGGACGAGGAUUUCGGCCUGGUAAACGAUUUAAUCAAAAUACUGCGAUGAUGUGA
This is a messenger RNA of Thelazia callipaeda (thelaziosis nematode), 312 nucleotides long. Lineage: Eukaryota; Metazoa; Nematoda; Chromadorea; Rhabditida; Thelaziidae. The record is from the annotation of a GenBank genome assembly.